Musa acuminata subsp. malaccensis (wild Malaysian banana) is the source of this 976-nucleotide messenger RNA. RefSeq names its product fasciclin-like arabinogalactan protein 14. Lineage: Eukaryota; Viridiplantae; Streptophyta; Magnoliopsida; Zingiberales; Musaceae. The record is from RefSeq and is a predicted model, not a curated record. Gene Ontology annotation, cellular component: plasma membrane.
AUGGCUUCGAGCCCCCAACUCUCCCUCCUCCUCGUCUUCGUCUCCUUCCUCGUCCUGCUCUCCUCCGCCACCGCCCACAACAUCACCCGCCUCCUCUCCCAAUUCCCCGACUUCUCCAACUUCAACUCUCUCCUCAGCCAGGCCGACAUCGCCUCUGAGGUCAACCGCCGCCAGACCAUCACCGUCCUCGCGGUCGACAACUCCGCGGCCUCCUCCCUCUCCAGCCUCGACUCCGACACGCUCAAGCAGGUCCUCUCCAUCCACGUCAUCCUCGACUACUACGACAAAGAGAAGAUCCACAACCUCAAGCGCCGGUCCACCCUGUUCACCACCCUAUUCCAGACCACCGGCGUCGCCGCCAACCGCAUGGGGUUCCUCAACGCCACCAAGCUGUCGGACGGGCGGCUUGCCUUCGGGUCGGGGGUACCCGGGUCGCCGCUAGUGGCCACCUACGUCAAGUCCGUCGCCGCCAAGCCGUACAACCUCUCGGUUCUCCAAAUCAGCGCCGUCAUCGUCCCGCAGGGCAUCAACGGCACGCCGCUGGCGCCUUUCGGCGCUCCAAUAACAGCGCCACCGGAGGUGCCGGUGCCUGCACCGGCGCCCGUGGACGAUUCGACGGCUGACAGUCCGGCGGAGGCCCCCGAGGCGAGCGCCCCUGAGCCAGCGGCAGACGCACCGGAAGCAGACGCACCGGAUGCGGAUUCGCCGGCUGCCGGACCUGCAGCAGACGGAGAUGCACCGUCUCCUGCGGAGGGGGAGGAGGAUCAGAAAUCGGCAGCAGUUCCAGUGGCGGGUUGCAUCAGCGUGGGACUCACCGUGGCGGGCGCCCUAUUCUUUGCCGUAUGAAUUGUUGGCUGCUUGGGAGGACGUCAGGGGUUAUAAGCUAAAUGGUCUGCCGCAGGGUUUGAAGGAAUCCAUUGCUUUCUUGCUUCAUUCUAACUGUAAUAAUUGGGUUUGGAGGAGUAUAUUUAUCAUU